Molecule: messenger RNA, 955 nt
Organism: Tripterygium wilfordii
Lineage: Eukaryota; Viridiplantae; Streptophyta; Magnoliopsida; Celastrales; Celastraceae
Product: 11-beta-hydroxysteroid dehydrogenase A-like
Exons: 6
Coding region: 35-955 (306 amino acids)
Source: RefSeq, a predicted model, not a curated record
ACAAAGAGAUUUCUUUGGCUUUUCUUGGGAAGCUAUGGACCUUAUUCAUGAUGUUUUGAACAUUUUAGUUCCACCCAUAGCACUCAUAUGCCUCAUUCUCUUCUAUCCAUCAUAUCUAGUUUACAAGUUUAUUAGUUACACUAAGAGAUCCUUAACCAAAGAGGAUGUGAGAGGAAAAGUGGUGCUCAUCACCGGAGCAUCUUCCGGCAUUGGUGAGUAUAUUGCUUAUGAAUACGCAAAGAGAGGAGCCCGUCUAGCCCUUGCUGCUAGAAGAGAGGAUCGCCUUCUAGCGGUAGCGGAUAGGGCGCUAAAGCUGGGAUCCCUAGAUGUUAUGGUGAUUCGUAGCGAUGUUACCAAGGUAGAAGACUGCAAGUUUUUGAUUGACAAGGCUGUGAACCACUUCGGACAAUUGGAUCAUUUGGUUAACAACGCUGGAGUUGCGCAACAUGCUCUAUUGGAGCAUAUCAACCAAAUCACCGAUUUUGUUCCAAUUAUGGACACUAAUUUCUGGGGUUCAGCAUAUUGCACUUAUUUUGCGGUUCCACACCUAAGAAAAACCAGAGGGAAGAUAGUUGUGAUUGCUUCGACUUCUUCAUGGUCUCCAACGCCAGGAUUGAACUUUUACAAUGCAAGCAAGGCUGCUCAAGUGAGCUUAUUUGAGACAAUCAGGACUGAAUUUGGAGGUGGUAUAGGAGUAACAAUUGUACUCCCUGGAGUGAUAGAAUCGGAAAUGGCAAACAGGAAAAUGCUAAUUCAGACUGGAUUGGAUGUCUUACCAAUUGAGUCGACUGGAAGAUGUGCCAAGGCAAUUGUAAACAGUGCUUGCCGUGGAGAUAUGUACUUGACUGAGCCAUAUUGGGUGGGGGUUGGAUUUCUACUCAAACUGUUGUGCCCUGAAGUGUUGGAGUGGACAUACCAUCUGCAUUUUGUCAAGAAUUUAUGGAAACUUUCAUGA